GUCGUUUGGUCGCUGCUAAAGGCACCAGCUAUCAAUCAUUAUCAUGAAAUCAUUCGGCAAACUUUCGCGAAAAUUUCAAGAUCGUUUAUUGUUGUUUUUCAGUGAAGGCAUAUUAUCAAAUUAUCUUGAAAAAACAUUAAACACAAAAAGUGAGUGACAGGACUCAUGUAUUCCUCGUUCUCAUAUGAUGAAUCUGGUAGUGAACAAAAUUAGGAUACUUUGGCUGCUUUUAAAUCUUUUUGGAUUCCUUCAAAGUCAACGUCAGGAAUAUUAUUGGAUCCCAUACGAAUUAGAAACAGCGCAGACGAAAUCUAGUCCUGGAUAUGUAAUUCUUCCAGAAAACAGAAUAAAAUCAUCACAGUAUUCUUCAAAUCCCUCGAGAGAUUUUCACAAUAAUUACGAGUUCGUUCCCAAUUCUGGACAGUACAUUCAGGGCCUAAAUAAUUAUAAUUACAAUAAUUAUCAUCCCAGAAAAACGGAAUUGAAUAAGGAUUCUUAUUACAAUUAUUAUGCGAACGAUAAAAGUUACGAGGCACGUAAAUCUUGGGAAAGAAAGGAGAAUGCGCCACAAUUAUAUUUCCGUGAACUUGACGACUUGAAAGUGCAACCAAGGAAAACUGCAAACAAUACAUUGGCUAAGCCUGCAGCGGCCAUAAAACGUACAGCGAAUGAGAAAAUUCCAUCAAGAAAAUUGUCUAAGGAGGAAAUUAAGAGAGUAGCUAGACAAACUCAAAAACAGAGGCCCGGAUUUUUUUGGACUUUGUUUAGAGUUGCUUUUGAGACUGUAAAUGACACUCGUUCCGCAAUUGGCCAGAUAUCAGAACUUCUUAGUAAUGGGAUUGCUCCAGAUCCAACUACUAAAAAGCCAGGAACUAGUAGCAUGAUAAUUCAAACUACUACAGUAAAAAAUGACAUCACAAAUGCAACAGAUAAUUCCAGUACGACGACUACAGCAGCACCAUUUGUUCUGACUCGAUCUGGAUUACAAGGGAUCAUUAGAAGAAAUGUUAAGGGAUUAGUUCGACUUUUCAAUAUUGAAUGGCGAGAUGCUAUAAAUCAAUCACAAGUCACAACGAGAGAAUUUCAACGUGACCUUGGGAAUUCGAUUGGAAGCUUUCUUCGUGAUAACCCCGAUGCUUACUGAAAACUUAUACCUCAAAUGAAAAAAAGAAAAAAAAUGCAUCUCAGAAGUGAGUGAAUUUUGGGAUAAACAUUUUUAUAUUCAAGGAUAAUCAAAUUGUGAGCGUUGCCAUAUUAAAUCAAGUCAGUAGAAUUCCAGAAAAAAACUUUACGGUUAAAAUGGCCAAAGAUUAAAAUCAGCGGAACGUAUUAUUUUCUGUAUAAGAUCGUCGAAAAAAAAAUUUGAUUAAAAAUGAAAAGUCUUACAUAAA
Belonocnema kinseyi is the source of this 1391-nucleotide messenger RNA. RefSeq lists its product as uncharacterized. The record is from RefSeq and is a predicted model, not a curated record. The transcript has 4 exons. NCBI's taxonomy places the organism in Eukaryota, Metazoa, Arthropoda, Insecta, Hymenoptera, Cynipidae. Bases 185 to 1144 code for a protein of 319 amino acids.